Nicotiana attenuata is the source of this 812-nucleotide messenger RNA. RefSeq names its product AT-hook motif nuclear-localized protein 4-like. Lineage: Eukaryota; Viridiplantae; Streptophyta; Magnoliopsida; Solanales; Solanaceae. The record is from RefSeq and is a predicted model, not a curated record. The transcript has 2 exons. Bases 2 to 439 code for a protein of 145 amino acids.
CAUGCGUCCUGCUCCUCAAUUUUUUGAGUUGUGGACGAUGCUUUUUACUCAUGAGGCUCAUACUUUGCCUUCUCCUGAUCUAGUAUCACCUGCUACAGCGUUGGUUGCUACAGUAGCUGAUCCUCUUUCCUCAGCUUCCUCGGGAUAUCGUGGACGUGGACGUGGUCGUGGUCGCGUUCACGGUCGUGGAGGUGGUCGUGGUCGUGGCCGAGGUCGUGCUCAAGAUUAUGGUCAUGGCAAUAAUUCACAGUUUCAUUAUAGCCCAUCACCUUCCCCAGUUUCUUGUGGAGGUCCUUUCAAGCAUUCUACCUCUAGUCGUGGUGUCUUGGCUCCCUCACCCUAUCACUUGCCUGCAUUUGUGUCUCCUACUCCCACUUCUACUACUGUGAUUUGUCAGAUUUGUGAUCUUUCUGGUCAUACGGCACUUGCUUGUCCUUAGUGCCAUAACCAUGCUUAUACUGCUCCUAGUCUUCAGGCGAAUAUGGCAGCACUCUCAUUGCAGUCCCCUCCAGAUGAGAAUUGGUACUUGGAUUCUGGUGCAACCACACACAUGACUAAUGAUUUGGGACUUGGCGACGAGGAAAUUUCUGCAUCACUCCCGCACUGAUGGGCCUCUCUAUCCUUUUCAGUCUUCCUCUGCAUGUCAUCGUUUGCUUAGCCAUCAACCUUUGCUGCUCUACAUGACUCUAGUUCUAUUUGGCAUGCGCGUUUGGGGCAUCCAAGUCAUGUAGAUUUACUUAGAUCUAGAAAGUUAAUUUCAUUGUCUAGGCCUUUUUCAAAUUCUUCUUUUUUUUGUAAUUCUUGUUUAAGCU